CCAUCCAAGGCAGUGUGUGUUGGAACAGCUUUAACGAUCUUUAUGAUCUCAGAUGCCUCUUCAAAAGAGACGCAAACUUGAUGAGCACUGGGAACUUCAGCCAUUCCGGUACGCUGUGUGUAAAUGGUGGGAAAAAUCCAGUGGUCUUCAAAAUCAAUGGAAAGCAUAGCAUCGAAGGAGAAGCUGCCUUUCCCGCUGUCGUGAAGAAUCUGGUUUUCCACGAAGUGGCGGUAGCGCUCAAGAGUUGUGGGAGUUUAUCCAAACCUGAAGCCGUGCUCCUGGGCUGUUUUUCUGCGGCGAACUGGAAGGAUGCCGGUGUUGUGGUCGGACAGGGCCAGAUGCGUGAUGGAACUGUGUGUUCUGGUGGCCGUGCUGGCGUCAGGCUGCGCGGGUCAGUACCUGGAGCAGAGGGAGCCUGGCUCAUCCUGCUACGGGGGAUUUGAUCUCUACUUCGUCUUGGACAAGUCUGGAAGUGUGCAGCACCACUGGAAUGAAAUCUAUUACUUUGUUGACCAUUUGGCUCAUAAGUUCAUCAGUCCUCAGCUGAGGAUGUCUUUCAUAGUGUUCUCCACAGAGGGGCGUAUCCUGAUGAGGCUAACCUCAGACAGGGAGAAGAUUCGAGCUGGGUUAGAGGAACUUGCAAGAGUGUUGCCUGGUGGAGACACAUUCAUGCACAAAGGGUUAACUCUGGCCAGUGAGCAGAUCUAUUAUGGAACCGGAGAUGGGUACCGCACAGCCAGUGUGAUCAUCGCCCUCACAGACGGGGAGCUCCGGGAGACUCAGUUUGACCUGGCGUCACGAGAGGCCAGUCGAUCGCGUCAGCUGGGUGCCACUGUGUACUGCGUUGGCGUAAAGGACUUCAAUGAUACGCAGCUGGCAACAAUAGCGGACAGUGAAGACCACGUGUUUCCGGUGAACGAUGGCUUUGAGGCACUGCAGGGUGUCAUUGAUUCGAUCUUGAAGAGAUCAUGCAUUGAGAUCCUGGCCGUUGAACCAUCGAGUAUUUGUGCAGGAGAGGUGUUCCAGGUGGUGGUGAGUGGAAAUGGAUUCCUGCACGCACGGAACGUGGAACAGAUCCUGUGCAGCUUCCGCAUCAAUGACACAGUCACUUUGAUGAAGAGACCACUGGUGAUUGAGGACACCUAUCUUCUCUGUCCAGCUCCAGUACUGCAAGAGGAAGGAACGACUGCCACUCUGUACGUGAGCAUGAACAACGGCCUGAGCUUCAUCUCCAGCUCCGUCACCAUCAGAGCCGAGGCCUGUGUGAGUAUCACGCCCCCACCACCGCCUCCACCUCCUCCACCUCCGCCUUCGUCUGCACCUCCUCCUGCACCUCCAUCUGCUCCUCCCUCCACUCCGGCGCUCUCAACCGCAUCCCCAACGUCACUGGCACCUCUCCAUCCGCUGCACCCGCAACGUGAUACUGACGGGACGUUCCUGGUGAUCGCCCUGCUCAUCCUGCUGCUGCUGUUGGCCAUGGCUCUGCUCUGGUGGUUCUGGCCUCUCUGCUGCACAGUGAUCAUUCACGAGGCCCCACCACCAGUUACAGAAGACAGUUCGGAUGAUGAAGAUAACGCCUACCCCAAAAAGAACUGGCCUACUGUGGAUGCAUCCUACUAUGGAGGACGAGGUGUUGGUGGCAUUAAGAGAAUGGAGGUGCGCUGGGGAGAUAAGGGGUCUACUGAGGAGGGAGCGAAACUGGAGUUGGCAAAGAAUGCCCAAGUGAAGUUGCCAGAACAGGAGUAUGAAUACCUGCCCUCUCGCACCCUCAACAAUGGUCGGCGUAAGCCCAUCAGGCCCUACAAAUGGUACUCACCAAUCAAGGGUAAGAUUGAUGCUCUCUUGGUUUGGCUAAGAAGAGGCUAUGACCGUGUAUCUGUGAUGAGACCACAUCCUGGAGAAAAGGGUCGCUGCAUUAGUUUCAGUCGGGUGAAGAGCUGCCCUCCACCUCGCUAUCCGGUCUACAACCACCCUUCCACCCCAGUCUACACCCUCCCCCACAGCUACAACCCUCCUGCCCCCCAGGGCAUGCUGCCCCCCAUCCCCUGCAGCUCAUCCAGCGCCCCCCCAACACCCACCUCAACCCUGCCCCCCUUGCCCUCCACCCCUCCCCCCACCACCAUCACCCCACCCCCUUACACGCCUCCCCCAACCAGAGAUCUGCUUCCCACCUCUGCCUGCCUGCCUCCGCCCCCUGCACCACCAUCGCCAGUUGGAACUCUGCCACCGCCUCCUCAGGCUCCUCCCCCGGGCAGAGCCCCUCCCCCUUCCCGUCCUCCACCUCGACCCUCUUCCUGAUCUCCACCCCGUGUGCCCGCGGGCGAGAGGACACGGACGCUCUGAUGGCAUGGAAUAGGCAUAGAGCGUGCAUGGAGGACAGGAACUCUGAGAUGAUGGCUCUCAAACCUCAAAGCACCAGCCAACCUGAAGGACUGUGGGCCACUGCACCCAUCACCAGCAAUUCUCUCUCUCUCUCUCAUUUCCCUGUCGCUCUCCUUUUCGCCCUCUCUCUAUCACUGUUUCUCUCUGUCACACUCUCUUCCUCCUUCUCUCUCUCUUGCACUUUUUCUCUGUCUCUCUUUCUCCCCUCUCUGUCACAAAGGAAUAGACUCGCAUGCAUUUGCAGGACAGGGCAUAUUUGGUUGAGGAAUUUUGCGCUGUAUGAUAUAUUAUCAUGCGUUUGUUUUUGAUGUUCAGUGAUACUACAGCUUCCCACUCAAAUGCCAAGGGAAAUCCAGGGACAAAGGUUACCUGCGUGUAACUUGAAUAUAUUUUAAAGGGUAUAGAAGGGAUGCAGAAACUUUUAAGCAAAGGCUUCAGCAAUAUUAGUAAAGUCGUUUCAAGCUGAGAAAUCAGAAGUGUAGCCAGUUAGCAUUUUGCUUAUGUUCCUUGCCGGCGUUGGACAGACAGCACAGAGUGUUUGAGAAUAAAAUGAAUGGCCUGGAGGAGCCAGGAGAGUUAUAGAAAACAAUGCAUUAGCUUCUUGCCUUCAUGUUAACACUCAGUUUAUGAACAGGCCCAGACAGCUACUUAUGAACCUCCAUUUAAAUAAAAAAUGAAUAUACUGAUAUACUGAGAGGUUAAAUCACAACAGAGGCACA
This is a messenger RNA of Clupea harengus (Atlantic herring), 3101 nucleotides long. It is a transcript of the gene antxr1b, whose product is annotated as ANTXR cell adhesion molecule 1b. The record is from RefSeq and is a predicted model, not a curated record. Gene Ontology annotation, cellular component: cell surface; plasma membrane. Gene Ontology annotation, molecular function: transmembrane signaling receptor activity. Lineage: Eukaryota; Metazoa; Chordata; Actinopteri; Clupeiformes; Clupeidae.